GAUCUCAAGGCCUGCCUUUGCGUCGACAUAGCUCUUCAAGCUGAUCUGUCUGAAUGCGUACAGACCACCUGUCCUUUCGCGGAUCAGGUAGUGGCCGGGAAGAUUGAGACGGAGAUAUGCGAUGGCUUCCCGAAGGAGUCUCGCAGCUGGGAAGUCAUAGGCGUCACCACUGCAGGAUGCGUCAUAGUCUUCCCCAUCAUCUUGCUCCGGCUGUACAGCAGGACGCACUACGCAACGGGGUUGUCGGGUGACGACUUUGCGACCAUCGCUGCCGCCGUUCUUCUCGCAGUACUUGCGUCUAUCAAUCUGUAUAACGCGAGGAUCGGCUUUGGCAUGCACUACUGGACUGUGCCCGCGGAAAUGGGGACCUUGAUAUUGAAGUUAUUCUACUUCAAUACUAUUGUCUACAUGGUCCUCCUGGUGGUUGGCAAGAUGGCUAUCCUGUUAGUCUAUCUGAGGAUCUUCCCAGGGUCAACAUUCCGCCACAUCACGUACGCGCUGAUCGGCUUUCUCGCCGUGCAUGGAGUUAUCUAUGCUCUCCUCACCACGCUACAGUGCAUUCCGAUCGACUCGAUCUGGGACCGCCUGAUAACAGAUCGGCGCUGCCUAGACGUGAACGCAGUUGUGUACAGCAGUGGCAUUCUGAGCAUUCUGGAAGACAUCGUCAUCCUCAUCUUGCCUAUGAAGCAGGUCUGGCAGCUGAACAUCCGCCGACAUCGUCGAAUAGUCCUCGUGGGCUUGUUCAGCGUUGGUUCUUUCGCUUGCCUCACCUCGAUGAUCCGCAUGAAGUAUGCCGUCGCGUACAGCACAACCUUUGACGCGACUUGGGACGGCGUGGACAUCGUCGUAUGGCCGGCAGUGGAACAGUUCUGCGCAUUACUAUGUGGCAGCUUACCAGCACUCCGGCCGCUCUUCGUGGAUGUCCUGGCGAGGUCACAGUCCAGCACAAGU
Molecule: messenger RNA, 951 nt
Organism: Microdochium trichocladiopsis
Lineage: Eukaryota; Fungi; Ascomycota; Sordariomycetes; Xylariales; Microdochiaceae
Exons: 5
Source: RefSeq, a predicted model, not a curated record